Messenger RNA from Rhea pennata, 10680 nucleotides. RefSeq names its product neurocalcin delta (gene NCALD). The record is from RefSeq and is a predicted model, not a curated record. Gene Ontology annotation, biological process: calcium-mediated signaling. Bases 147 to 728 code for a protein of 193 amino acids. The transcript has 4 exons. NCBI's taxonomy places the organism in Eukaryota, Metazoa, Chordata, Aves, Rheiformes, Rheidae. Gene Ontology annotation, molecular function: calcium ion binding; tubulin binding; actin binding.
AUGCUGGAUUUAUCCCCACUGCUGCUGCUGCUGUUGCUGCUGCUGUUUCUCAGGGGCUGCCAGAGCAUGGACUAUUAAAAACUUGCGUUUCUGCCGUGUGAGGUAACCAUUUGCUUUAUGUUCUCGUCAGAUAACAUUCUGACACCAUGGGAAAACAAAACAGCAAACUACGCCCUGAAGUCAUGCAAGAUUUGCUAGAAAGUACAGACUUUACAGAACAUGAGAUCCAGGAAUGGUACAAAGGCUUCUUGAGAGACUGCCCAAGUGGACACUUAUCUAUGGAGGAGUUUAAAAAAAUAUAUGGGAACUUUUUCCCUUAUGGGGACGCUUCUAAAUUCGCGGAACACGUAUUCCGCACUUUUGACGCUAAUGGAGAUGGAACAAUAGACUUCAGAGAAUUCAUCAUAGCCCUGAGCGUAACAUCGAGAGGUAAACUAGAGCAAAAGCUGAAGUGGGCUUUCAGCAUGUAUGACCUUGAUGGGAAUGGCUACAUCAGUAAAUCAGAGAUGUUGGAAAUUGUGCAGGCAAUCUAUAAGAUGGUUUCUUCUGUAAUGAAGAUGCCGGAAGAUGAGUCGACACCAGAGAAAAGAACGGAGAAGAUCUUCCGCCAGAUGGACACCAACCGUGACGGAAAGCUCUCGCUGGAGGAGUUCAUCCGAGGGGCCAAGAGCGACCCGUCCAUCGUCCGCCUCCUGCAGUGCGAUCCCAGCAGCGCAGGGCAAUUCUGAACCCCUCCUCUGGAUGAAUUAUGUAUCUGCUUUUUUUUUUUCCUUGCCAAACAACAUUCAUGGUAGUGUUGCCUCUGUAUGGCCAAUUAUGCCUUCUUUUGUGGCAUCUUAUAGCUUCUUUUGUUGUGGAUUAAUUAUAAGAAUGCUGAAUUGCUCUUAACGAUUUGUCCAGAGCAUGGGCAGUACUGUUUUAAACAGAUAUUGUGGUGUUAUCAUUGUUUUAAAGAUUUUAUUUUGUCUUUCUUUUAACAUGUCUGUUUUGGAAAGUAUACAAUGAGAAGGAAAAGAUAAAACAACAAAACCCUUGACAGCAAAACAUAUUGACAGAUUUUAGAUUGCUGCUUUAGUUGCUGAAUAGUCACCUGCAGGACCUGAAAGUGUAGUAGAGAUUGAAGCAAAGGGGUUACGGCAGGGGUAGAGUUCGUCCGCACCUCUGUUUCCCACCCAGAAGGCGCCAGUUAAGCUCAAAGACAGUAUCGUGAAGAAGUACACAUGUGCAAAGCUGGUGAGGACUGUAUUACCCGCACCUCUGCACCUAAGCCUCGUUGUUUCAAUGCUGUGAAGGUUUUCAAGGUUGUGAAGGAGAAGGAGAAAACAAAGAUCAAUGGUCUUACUAGGUUUACAAUGCUUGAUUUCACGUGGCUUUAUCGGAAAAUUCAGCAAUUUGCAAUCCUGAUCCCCAAAAUCCACAACAGACAGUACCUCUUGCCACUUGGGAUCAGCAAAGACAGACACAGAUAUUGAAACUGGGUCUUGACAAUGAAUUUAAGGGAGUUACAUGUUGAAUGUGAAAUUUUCGGGUUAGUAAUAAAGCAGUUUCUACUAAGGAGAGUGGGCAUUCAACUGAACAGAUAACGCAACACCUGCAAGCAGCUCAGCCUGAGGCAGAUCGGCUGUUCCGAAUGCUCUCGUGCAGUACCAAGUUUUGGGGUGUGUUUGUCUCUCUCCAUGUAGUUAACACAGUUUCUGGGCCUGCUCUUAGAGGGAGGCUAUCAUCAAAAUUUGUUUUAAGCAUAAAAUUGUAGCAUUUAUAUUUCAUUUAUUUUAGUAAAGUUCAAAAAUCUGUACUGAAACAAGGAAAUGGUACGCUUUAUGGUAUAUUUAUAUAUAUAAAAAUUAAAACAAAAAAAAAAAAAGAUCAGCUCUGAGAAAAAUGUUGAAUGUUUAUCUUUUCGCCUAGAUGCAGGAGUUCUGAAAUUUGCUGCUGCAAAAUUUUAUCCUUUGGUCAGAGUUGCUGCAUUCACAGCUAGUUUGCCUAUGUGGGAUUGCUUAGCAGCUUUACAAGCACUGCUGCAACAGAAAAGCUUUAGUGACAGGAGGCAUUAUGCUGACUAAAUUGGAGUUAAUCUGUCGUUAGCUAAAGUCUGCUCUGUGAUCCUGUUGGUGAGGUAUCCGUGUAGGCAGUGCACAGUGUUGGGAACGAGUGAGCUUGUUAGAGUAACCUCUGCCUGAGCGGCAAGGUUGGCACUGUGUCAAGUGACCUUGCAGUUGCUAAUCCCCAAGUAGCCUUAAUUUAAAAUAAACUAAGUAAAAUAAGUCUGCUUUGCAGAUGAGGAUUAGCUAAGCAUUAAUUAGAACUCAUGGAAAAGUAGCUGAGUUAUGGAUCAUUUUUUGCUGAACGCUAGCUAGCAUGCACAAAAAUAAGAGAUAAGGUAUCCUGGACUUAAUUUUUCAAUACCAUUUGCUUUACCAGGUUUAAUAUGCAAAGCAUAGUAAAUCUUUGAUUUACUUUUAAUUUAGAUAAAAUUCCUAAGCAGUUGUACUAAAAUUAUUAUCAGUGGCUAAGCGCACUCGAUAAAUACUUUUAGGCGCACACUUGUGUCUCAAACAAUCACAGAGAGUUAUCUAUGACAUAUUCCUGCAAAAUUCAUUAAAAUACUGGGCAGAGGCAUGUGUGGGUAUAUGUGAAAGUGAGAAAGUAAAAGAGGCCCAAAUGCAGACGCAUAGACACAAACAGAUUUCAGCACUUCGUGCUGGUACCUGUUACAAACACCACUGGCAAGUUUUGCAUCAUUUCUUCCAGUUGAUGGAGUGUUUCUUAUUUAUUUCUUCCUAAUCUUCAUUAGACAUCUUGCGUGCAAAUCUAUGCCUUCAAAGAAAAGCACAUGCCUACCUUCCUCAAGACAACUUCUAGUUUUCCCCAGAGAGGUUCUGUAUCCAUCACCUCAUGCAUAUUCAAAGCCAUGUUCUCUCUUUAGUGCUUCAAGGGUUGUUUUUCAGUAGGACGAACCUGGCUAGGUUGCUGUGAAUUGCUCCAUGAAGGUCAGUGGACAUACACUGAUUAACACCUGCUUCGUCAGAUAGAAACAAUCGGUCCUGCUGCACCAGCCGCUUCCUGGGAUGCUCUAUCACCACCACUACACAGGGGCAAUUAAGUGAUGUGUUAGAGCAGUCCUCACGUCUACUUAAACGCAUUGAAAUUCUAAUCUCUUUGUUCAGUGCGGGCCUCCAAGAUCAAAAGCAUCCCAGUAAAAGACAUCUACUGAAAAUGAAUUUGGAUACCUUCUACACUUCCAUCUUUUUUUUUAAUAUUGUGGAAGCAGCUGUGUUUAUCUGAAACUAUUAAAAUUCUACCCUUUAUUUAAGCAACUGCAUUACAUCUCUUUCUAGUUUUAUAAAAUAUUUCUGGCCCAGAACCAAAUCUCCCAGUUUGUUUUAGCUCAGUAGUUCUGGGCUUUUUGGGCCAGGCUUGCCUCGUGUGUUAAUACUUUACAGCACAUAUUUGAAAACACAACCUGUGAUAUGACCCCCGGCCAGUGGAGAUGUAAUUCUUUCCACAGUUCACAAAAUCUGGAAGAAUAAGAAUUAGCCUACAGCUGCAGAGGACGUAACUGGAGAUAAGAAUAUUGUAUAAACAUUUACAGAGUGAGCUAAGGUUAUUCUUUACCUACCUACCACUGAUGAUUGGUAUUGUUUUAAAUUAUUAACUGACCCUCUCUAUCUCUACAAAAAUAUACUCUCCAUGUACUUUGAAAGCAACCCAUAACUGAAUUGGUUAUAUGAACAUCUGCAGAUCUCAGAUCAGGGAAACAGUAGUGGUAUGCAGUGUGUUGGAUUAGAAUUACUGUUUUGCUACUGUUAUCAUUUACCGUCAUAAUAGCCUUCGUAAGUCUUUUGAAAACAGAAUGACCUAUCCUGUAUUAAAUAACAAAGUAAGUUAAACAUUUUCAAGAGAUCUAUUAGAAAUAUCCCCACACAUGAAAGAUAGUAGGGAAUAUAUGCUGUUUCCUAUCACAUCUCAAUGCUGUAGAUCUGUUCUCCAGUCAUAUUUGCAUGUGCAAGAGGUAACCUUGACUCAUAUGUUAAAUAAAUAGAACGAGUAUGUCCAGCAUAUACAUGUAAUUGGUAGAAAUGACGGUCCUGUUUGUAGAGCAUUCCCAGCCAGCUUACCAGGCUGAUCUAGGCUCUGGGACUGAAGAUGUGAGUUGAGGACUACGGCUUAUGCUGUCUGCAAGAGCCUGUCUUGGUUUUACUGUCCUCUGGGACUGGAAACAGGGAACACAAGCUUUGUAAAAUCAACAUGUAUGUGCUUUUGUGAGCACUUAGGGUUUGAAAGGGACUGAAGGAAGAUCAAUAUCUCAGCAUUAUUUGAAUCUCUGUGUGUUCAAGUAGUGAAUGUUUCUGAGGUAAACGGAGUUGUGCUGUUCCUCUUGCUGUAGUUAGGCAUUUUUAAGAUUUUUACCUUGCAGUUGAGGCAGUUCAUCCUUCAUUGUCCUCUGUUGCAAUGAAUAAGCUGUAAGUGCAUAACAGGAAGAGGUCUAAAUGCAGAAGUAGUGUGUACUGGCACAACGAAUGUUCAUACACCACCAAAUUGCCACAGCUUCAUAAAUUGCUCCCCCCCACCCCCCCGCCAAGAGCUGUGCCACAGGAAUUUUCUGUAUGUGCUCUUCUAGCUCAUGGCAAACAUGAAGUAACAUGGCUUAGUUUAAUUUUCUUUCGCCAUAGGUUAGGCUAAGUCGCAUUACCUUGCAUUCGCUGUGGGCUGAAAGCAUGUACAGGGAGAGAUACCACAGCUCAGCUGACUCCUGGAAACUUGAUGAACUGUGGUAACUCAAUCUUGAGUCCUAAUCCGCAAACUAAACUGAGAUGGGAACUUCACCGUGACUGUAGGUCUCUCUGUACAUGUAAAGCAGGGAACACAGUGGCAGCGGCAGGCUCGCUGGGAGCGUGCCGUUGUGGAGAGGGGAUUCCUUACAUCAGAGCUAGUGCCCUCAGCUGUGAGCAGUCUCCCCUUUUCUAAAAAGCUAUCGUGUUUUUAAUAGCACUGAUGAAGAUGCAACACCACAGCAAUAUAGCACAAUCAGGAUGGAGGAGACAUCCUUGAUGGUCCUAAGAGUUUCCCUUUGAAGCUUGGUGUACUAACACCAAGUGAAACAUGUGGAAGGGGAGGGUCGGGCCAAGACCUCUCCCAAAAUCUCACUAUAGCAGCACCUUCUGUUGUCUUUCCAACAGUACUUAUUUGGUUUUCUGUGGCAAGAUGGUCUUUGGGCUCAGGAAUUAGGUGUCAGGCAACUGGUGCAAGACCAGGGGAGCAGAGUAUUUUACUUGCCAUUUGUACAAGUAUUUGGAUGCAUUCUUUGCUCUGUAUCUUACUGGAUAUGAUCUCAUGUAGCAGUCUGAAAGCAGGAGAAGCCAGUUUCCUUGGCAUCAUGGCCAGGAAAUGUGCUUGGAAGCAUAAAGAAACUUGGCAAGCUUCAGACAGUCAGGCAGUGCUCAGAGCUGAAUGGCAGAGUUUUCCAUUGACUGUACCAGAGAGAUAGGAUACGCAGCAGAGGGAAAUCAGACCCAUGGUAGGAUGUGAGACAGGACUGUAACAAAAAUGGCACCUUCUAGGUGAGCAACUCUGUGUUCUGCACAUCCGGCGUCAGGCAUACUGACAAAAUACGCUUUAAAUACUCACCUUUAGCAUGAGUGUGCUGCUGGAGAACGACAAUAACUCUGUCCCUUCUUACACAUAAGCAACAGAGCUGUUUGGUGUGUCCCUGUUAGAAGUCGAACAAAUGGGUGGCAGGAGGACCGGAUGGCAUUUCCUAAGCAUAACUGAGGGCAAAAUUUUGCCUGCAGGAACUUUCUUCCUGGUCAUAGUAGACAAGAAGGAAAAAAAUCUAUCUGACUCUCAAAGCCUCAACGUCAUUUUUCAGGCUGCUGAAGGCAAAAAGAUCUUCACCUGCAAACUGAGUAUGUUUGAUGUAAAAUGAGUGUGAGCCACUUACAACACAGAACCCCAUGUUGACCAUUUUACAGCAACUUUUUAAGAUACGAAUAGGAUGUUAGGCAGGAGAAGAGCUAUGCUUUAAGCACAUAGAGAAAAAAAAGAACUAGGGUUUGUAAAUUGAUAUGAAAAGCAGUCACGCUAGAAACUGGGACCACCGUAGGAGAGGUCUGGACAUGACAUUCAGAGCAGUAGGGUGAUCAACCAGCUGCAAAGUGAAUCUUCUAGUCCCUUCCAGAAACCAUCUCUAGCUACUUGAGUGUCUCAGUUAGCAACAUCCCUUAUUCCAGUUUGGCUUUUGCUACUGUUGGUUCUGAAUUAUCCACACUAAAAUAGAAAUUGUUUUGGGGCUGGGAAUUUUCAAGUAUAAGAUGUACAGACUUUUCAGAUAUACUCUGCGUAUCUUUAGAAAUAAUAGCCAGAAAGUGUAGGUGUGAGGGUUUGGGGGUGUGGGGGGUACAGGUUUAAUUUCCUCUUUGCUCCCACAGGUCAUAGUGUUAUUUUAACCUGUAUAGUUGAGAUUAAUAUAUCACUUGUAAAAUGCUGACUAAUGCACAAUAAACAAGGCAAAAAAAAAAAAAGAGCUUGGGUUGUAGUGAACAAUAUGAAAAGGUUAGAGAAAUGAAAAACUGUAAUUCACAUCACUGCCUUUAGACAGAAAUCUGAAUUCACAAGGUGAAAGUCACCCUUAGCAAUAGUCAGUGCAGAAUAGCUCCUUUGCACUUCAGUCCAUAUGACUUCCUGGGCUGUUUUGCCCCUACCCCUGUCCCAGCAAAGUCAUGAUGUGCUAAGGCUGGGAACUCAGUGUCCUUCCACAAAGAUUCUCGUUUGAUCUUUUUUCAGUCUGCUGAGCUCUUCCCCGGUUCUGAAGCACGCGAUGGCCACCCUCUCCGCUGUGUUCACUUACUGUGCAGUUCAGACUUGUCUUAGGUCUUCCCCUCUUGCCCUGAUAUUAUACCAAAGACGCUCUCACUUUCCCAGGGCAGGCACUCAGGGUGUCAGGCCGUCAGAGGCUUUCUACCAUCUUCCAGUAGCCAUCCGUACCCCUUCUCUCUGAAUGAAUAACAAGCACAAGCCCUUGACAUCUGGAGGAGCCAGGCUUGGUGCUCUUAUGUGGAAUAGCUUCUGAUUUGGUUCUCAGCCUUUGGCCCCUGGUGUGUACCUUGCCAACCACACUAUUUAUAUACUAUUAUGAAGUAAUGGUAGUAUUAAACAUUUCAAGAACACACUAAACUUCUGGAACAAUGUGGUUUUCAUUAUCAUUUAUGCGUUUGUUGAUCCACCACGGACUGAACCCGACCAGUGUUUGCUUGCCGCUCCCAUGGUUUAUUCCAUAGAGAACUGAUUUCUUCCAGGCAGGAACAGUGUCUUCCUAUGCGUCAGCAUUCAGCGCGCAGUGUCCCGGUGCUGCCCGGAGCGGCCAGCUGCUACAGUCCAGGAGACGCUCUGGCGCAGCAAUGUCAGGCUGAUACUCUUCCAGCCAUCCGUCAAAAGCAUGUGUGAAGGGGGUGGUCUCUGGUUUUCUCUGUCAUUCAACAAGUAUUCAACAGUAUUCAGGGUUGGCCUCACACUCCCCCACUGAACUGGAUGACAAUGAUUAGUGAACCCACCUGAGAAAAUCCUCUUAAAUCCUAAGCUUUGUUUCUUCUGCUAAUUGACUGCACGCAGAGGGAGGAUUAAUGGAUCCUACACACUCAUCUGGGAGAGAAUUUGGAGUUCCCUGACACACCACCUUUUUAUCUCCUGUUAUUAGCUUAUUCCUGUUUCCAGGGCAGCCAAACAGUUUUUCUUAGUAUGUGGAAUAAAAAAAAAAAAAAAGAAAGAAAACAGAAUCUCAAUCUGAUAAAGAUCUAAGGAAGCCUAUUAAAGACAUGAUGCUUCGUAUUAGUCAUUUGAAUGCUUUAGAAGAUCAUAUUUCAUUGUUUUUUUUUCUGUCUGACUUCCUUAUUCAUGUUUUAGCUGUGUUCUUGAUUUUUUCUUUGGCUCCUCUUGGAUUCAGUCCUGCUGAUCUGUUAGGUUGUAUACUAGCAAAGCCCCAAGGAUCCCAAGAGCAGAUUUGCCUGAGCAACUACUCUAGAGGUGGCCUCACUGUGCCUAGUAAAAACAAAGUGCUUCGUUAAGUUGGGGAUCGUAUUUGUCCACACAUUUCCUGUAAGGGGAAUCUUGGAUUGUUUCAAUAUGCUUAUUUCUUCCACUUGUUCACUUCAACUUCAUCUGAGAGGUCUUACAUUUGACAUUUGUACAUUCAGUUCUAUUUUCUCUUGAACUAGAGGUGACUAAUAUUUGCCUCUUUUGAAAGAAGUACUUGAUAUUUUUUGAUUUUUGAAUGUUGCCCAGUAGGUGACAUGAUAGAUGCAGAAGAAAAUAGUUAUAGACUUGUCUGUGUAAAUUGGGACAAAUACUUUAGAUGCUGUAGAGACUAAUAAAUUGGAAUACACUAUGGCCAAAAGCUGAAUGGGCUUUAAGGACCCAGUUCUCCUUGAAGUCCAUGAUGACUCCACAGAGAUUAUUCUCUUCUGUGUUCCCCCAUGCCGUUUCUACAUCGCAGAGUAGAUAUCUAAUGUAAUUUUUAACAAGCUACCAGGGGCAGACUAAGUGCAGCAGCAUGGAGUUCAACAUAUCCUGUGUCUUGGCAAAGUUAGAUACCUCUCUAGAUCAAUGCUUUUUAAGCAAGCCUACAUAUCCUAAGAAAGACUUUUACAACUCAGAAAGGAGAGGGACAAAUAUUAAUUAAAUGAAUUUGGUCCAUAUAGCUUUUCUAUGGCUGUCUAGAAUUGUUAGUGUCCUGCGUGUCCUGUAGCAAUUGUGACGUGUUAAUUUUCUCCCCAGUUCUGCUGUAAACUCACAUGGUGAUAUUCUGAGUCUCCAGCCAGGUCUUAGCCAGGCAAAACCCACUGGAAAUGUCAUCUAAGGGUGAUUUGCCUUCAGAAAGACUGAGGGCAGCUCUCGGGAUAUGUCUCCGUGCUGUUGCAUGCUUUAGGAAUGUGUGCCUGCAGUGUGAUGUGUUAAAUCCCACCGGAAGAUAAAAGUAGAUGAUCAACUCGAAGAGGAGACAGCGAAUCUGGUGGAGAGUUGUGUAUGUGUUUUGUGCCCUUCAGCACGCACAUCAUCUCCCCUCCUAUCAACUUUCAAUUAGGACCUUCUUUGAACUCUUAGUGUCCGAGUAAAGUUUUCUUAUGCUGAUAAUGUAUUUGUAUUAUGCAACUUACUCCGAAAAAAAACCCCAGAAGAUUAUCUCUUGAUGACUGUCCUCUCCUCUCGAGAAGCUGUUCUCUUCUGUACAUAGGAUAUGCAGAAUGUAUGGAAGUCUUACCAGCGUUGGUUUGCAUUUUAAAGACUGUACUAAUUAAUGUGUUAAUUAUUGUGUUUUCGUAGUGGCAUCUUUGAUGUAAGAUGUAAAAACUAUUUAAAAUGAUUUUUUUUGUUAUUGCUCAGCUUAUAGAGAUAGCACAAAGAAAUGCAUGUUCACUAGAAUCAGCCUUUUUAAAGACUGUCAUAGCUGCACACAGAUGCCGUCGUUUUACAUAGAGUAUAACACCUGCAUUCUUGUUUCAACAGGGGUCAGUUUUGAGCGGAAACUAGUUCUUCCCCAAAAGUCUAUUUUUCUGCCUUUUUCUCUGACGGAUUCCAGCUUUUUGAUUACACAGUGUGUGCCAGACCCCAUACAGCAGGCUGCAGUCGGGGUUACAAGCAACCAGGACAGGGCAAGGGCUCCCGUGACUCAGGUCAUUUGCCCUGCCUUGAGUUUGCAUGGGGGAACCGCGAAGACGGGGCCUCGGCUGCCUCCCCGGCUCCGGCAGGCUGCCGGGACCGCACCGGCAAGCUUGUUCAUCCUUAGUCUCACUCGUGUGCAUGCUCUGUCCCCUUUGAGGCUAUCAUCGGCUGCAUCAGGACAAAACUGAUGGGUUUACAUUUCAAGACUGCUUGUGUAAGUGACUUUAAAAUUAAUCGACUAAAAUUUAGAAGUAAUUGCACAUUAAUAAUUAAGGGAAAAAAAAGCCUGAGCUGCAAGUUUGGGGUUAGAAUCUUAUUGGGGUGCUUAAUGUAGGGAGAAUUUGAGGUCAGCCAGUAAAAAACAGGACCACUUGGGAAGUUUAGCUCUACGUUUCUCGCAAGGUUUGGAGAGAGGCUGGAGAGAGAAGAGUGGUUUGGCUCCUGCCUUUCAGGUAGCCUAGACGCACUCAUGGCGAGAUGUCUCCCAACUGCGUCUUGGGCCAAAAGACAGGACAUGCUGCAGCUUAUGACUUUUUUUUUUUUUUUUUUUCUUUUCUGCUUUUUUUUUCCUUCUUAAGGAGAAAGCAGUUCAAACUGCACCUAGCAAAAUGACUGACUUCAAAAGCAUGUUUUUCCUUGUUAUAUAGACACUCACCAAACAUCAUUGUGUGAUUAAAAAGACGCAUUUGUGAUAGUUUUCUUCAGUGCCAAAAUAUAUAAGCAGUAUUGUUUGAAGGGAAAUAAGAAUUUUUUUACUGUAUUGUUAUUACUGUUGAACAAAUAUUGUUUUUAAAUGUUAGAUUUUGAAGAAUUUUGUAUUGUAAACUGUUUUGUGACAUGGUGCUUUUUCAUACUGGAAUUACUGAUUGCACCUAAAUAUGAACUAUUUUGUUUUCUUUUCUUAUAUGUAACCUUGAACAACCUUGAUGAAAACCAAUGUACGGUGGACACCGACGGUUCAAACAAAUUCUCCUACUGAAAUCCCCUAAAUGUUCUUUCCUACUAAUAAAUAUUCUGCUGCAGCUA